Messenger RNA from Anopheles coluzzii, 2515 nucleotides. RefSeq lists its product as uncharacterized. The record is from RefSeq and is a predicted model, not a curated record. The transcript is spliced from 5 exons. Bases 983 to 2140 code for a protein of 385 amino acids. NCBI's taxonomy places the organism in Eukaryota, Metazoa, Arthropoda, Insecta, Diptera, Culicidae.
CUCGCGCCAGAUCUGUGGCUGAAAUUUUAGAAGGAAAAUUCGAUCUCAACUUCUGCCACAAGAGCGGCUCACCAGCUGCCGUUUCGGUCGGUUAAUUUGAUGGGAAAAUCGUCUCACGUUCAAUCGGUUACUUCGGAAGGCCCGGAACCGGCAGAAACGCACGCCAAGGGCAGCGGAGUAGUAAACGAAACGGAAGCGAUCCAGCAAACGCAGCUGUACGCAAUCACAUCGAAUAUCGGCGGGGUCUAGGGCAAGCAACAAGCGCCACAUACGUACGCGGGCCAAACCAAGACCAGCGGUGCGAAAAUGGUGGCGAAGUGUUGUGGCGUUAAAAGUUUGAAAUUAAAUUACGAAAAAGAAAACUCCCGCUUACGAAAAAGGAAUACGGAACCGUGCCCGCAGUGAUCCGUCGGAAUUAAGUGAAAGAUUUGAUGCGAGUGCGAAGAAAAGAGAAAGAGAGGGUGAGUGAGAGAGAGAGUUUGUUGUGUGUACAGUUCGCUGGCUGGUGAUGGUGGAAAGAAGUGUACAUUUGUGUCCAUGGUGAAAGUUUUGGGUGUUAGAGAAUUGUACGGUGAAAUUGAUACUAAGCUGGAAUGCUGUUUGUCUUUUUCGUUGCUCACUUGCGCUGAAACUUAAUUUCAAUCCAAGCGCACGCGAUUGCCAAACUGUGAAAAAGGGCUACUGUUUCGAUCAAGCGGCUUUAGUGGCGAGCUUACCACUGGAAUUUGGUGCGCGGAAUCUGAGUGGUGGAGAAAGGAAGCCGUGCAGCUUUGGAAUUUUGGGUGAGGUUCGAGUCGGUAAUCUCGGUUCAAUUCGAUUCUCUUUAAGUGACACCACGAACCACUCGGGGCUGCAGUUAAAUGCACGAACGGCUUCAGGUGCCAGCUGGUUCCGGCUUCUCGUUGUUGCUGACGUGGCAAAACUUAUAGAAAACGUUUGGGGAUGAAAACAUUGAUCGGAACCGAACACCGACAGCAACAGGAUGCAGCAACAGGAAAAGCGACGCGAGCUGCGUUUGAAACGAUUCUGGCGCACCACCACCAAACCGCCGACGUCCUCCGAGGAGUCCGGCGGCUGCGAAAGUCCUACAAAACUCGGACGAAAGGCGUUCCAGCAACCGUCCGGUCCGGCCAUUGCGGCCAGCAGCAGCAGCAGCGAUAGUCCGCCGAAGCAUCCGACCUGUUCGCUGCCGCUGCUACAGGUGUGGCCCAGCCAGGACUCGCCCCGGGGUGAAGCAGAUGGGCAGAGCUUCGUCUUUCCCAUCGUAGCGGACGAUCAGCAACAGAGCUCCAAUGGCAGGCGGAACUCACUGUUCGUGGAUCAGCUGCAGGCGGGUGACUCCGGUAUCGAUUCCGUGCAGGCGUCACCCUCACCGAUCGCCAUGCCCUGCCAUCCGCUCGUCGUGUCCAAUGCCAUCUCGCCCAGCGCAUCGCCGACGGCCGGUUCGCCCACACCCUCGGUGGACCGGGCGACGCGGCGCCCCUCGACGUCGCUGCUGCACCCGGACCAUGCGCGCAUCUUCGCGCUCCGUGCGCCCGCCUCUCCCGACCAAGUGAGCCUGGCCAGCCUGCCGUUGUUUGACAAUCAUAGGACCUCUUCCACUCCUCCCCAUCCAUUGCAGACUUCGCUCGAGGACAGCACGGAGUUUAACGGGCCCACGACCAGCAAUCAUCUCUGCACCGCCAGCUCCAGCACGACCUCCUCGCUUACCUCGGUAGCCGUUGCGACCCUUGGCCAACACCCGCAGCGGUCCUCCGAUCCCUGGCUACGGCCGGAGCGUGACAAAGACAACCUCGAGCUCGAUCAACGCCGUGCCUCCACGAUGACGGCCCGGCUGUCCCUGUUCGAUGCGCUCGAUCUCGAGUACGCACUGUUGCGGGCGGCGGCCCGCGGUUCGGUCGGACCCUACUCGCUCAGCGAGUCACUGCACAAGCUGACCUUCACGCAGUCGCUCGCUUUCCCGGCGCUGGCCCGCGGACUGGCCACCAAGCGGCGCAACUCCACCGAGCAAAGCUCGUCCCGGCCGCUCAACCCGAACGAGUCGGGCCUGAACACGUUCGCCAAGGUCGUGACCGCCUGCGUCCUGGUGAUGGUGAGCUUUCUCGUGUUUCUGGUAGUGUACAAGUACGUGCGGACGUGAGGGUUGCUCCUGGCCCCGACAGAGGUCGCCACCGUGCAGGCGACCACUACCAUCGCCACGACGUUCCACCAGCACGUCGCGAACAAAACGAUGGUGUCGGGGUUCAGGAAGCUCUUCAACAUUGAAACGUAACGCCAGCCGGUAGUGAUCGGUGGUGCAAUGCGCCCGUUUGAGUGUAUGUGUGUGACUGUAUGCGGUUGUGCGAGAGCAAGAGCGUGUAGUUUGUUCCACUUGUGUGCUGUGCAAUUUCGUCUUAUGUCAGCGGAAUUUCGCGACGCUCGUCCUCAAUGUCCACAAAUCUCUAUCGAGCUCGCUCAUGCGACCUAGUGAUAAUACAAUCACGGGAAAGUAAGUGCAUUCAAAAUGCACCAAAAA